Messenger RNA from Anthostomella pinea, 663 nucleotides. The record is from the annotation of a GenBank genome assembly. NCBI's taxonomy places the organism in Eukaryota, Fungi, Ascomycota, Sordariomycetes, Xylariales, Xylariaceae.
AUGGCGGCAACAAAUGCAGCAAUUCAGACCCUUAGCGUCUCCAUCUCCCUCCUGGCCUCCGGCGGCAUAGCGGCCCUGAGCCUCUUCGACGUGCUGGAACUGAAGUCCCAGCCGGCCUCACGCAGCCUCCCGAGCAUACGCUGGCUCUUUAGCCGGGGCUCGCACAUAUUCCCCACCGCAGCUGGGCUCGCUUGCUCAGGCUUUACAUACCUGGCCUACGGCGCGCUCCCGGCGAGCAGCCGUUCCAUGCUGCAGCUUCUGCGCCUCGGUACCAACAGCACAAAGGUGAACGGCUACCUUGCAGCAGCCGCGCUCGCCAUCAGCAUUGCUCCCGUCACGACUCUGUUGAUGAUCCCCACGAACUUCGAGCUCAUCAAGAUGAACGAGGAGAAGGGCGGAGCGCGCAGUGCCGAAAGCGCGAGGGUCGGAAGCCAUGAUUUCCAACCCGGGCAGCGCAGCGCAGAAGACUCGGUCGACGGGGUGGGCGAGGCGAACCAGUUUGCGGAUCUUACGGGGCCGCAAACGGAAACGCCGCGGAAGUCAACGGUCGAGGAUGAUGAGAAGACUAGGGCUUUGCUGGAUAAGUUUGGCAAGAUGAACUUCUCGCGGGCUGUGCUCAUCGGCGCGGGCGGUGUCGUGGGACUAUGGACAUCGUUGAUGUGA